AUGAAAAAUGCAUUGUCGACGAAAGAUGUUGACAAAAUGUCUGUCGACGAUAGUUGUCGACGAAAUGUAAAAUCCUAUAAUUAUGGUGUACCAACAAAUAAACAUCAACGAAAUACUCCUCAUCAUGUUCAUUAUCAACAUGAGAAAAAUUCAAAUCAUGCUUCAGUAUUUGUUCCAUCAUCACAUAGUACAACAGAUAUAAUCUCUUAUGCUAAACCAGCUGAAAUAUAUGUAUUUGCUCGUAAACGACCAUUAUUGUCAAAUGAAAUUAAUUUUCAUGAUACAAUAUCAGUACCAGAUAAUAAACGUAUAAUUAUUGCAGAAAAUAAAGCUAAUCUUGAUUGUACACAACUCCUUAAAAAGAGUGAAUUUCAGUUCGAUCAAGUAUUUGGUUCUGAUGCAUCAAAUAAACAAGUAUUUGAAUGUACAGUUUUACCAUUCAUAACAACAAAUCAUCUUCAGAAUUUAACAUAUAUUUGUUUUGGUCAAACAGGAUCUGGUAAAAGUCAUACAAUAUUUGGUAGUAAAAAUACUGAUGGUCUACUUAUCUAUUGUGCACAAUUACUUUUACAAGAAGUUAAUUUAAAAAAUAAACUUAUUUGUUCAUUUUAUGAAAUUUAUAAUAAUCAACUUUAUGAUUUAAGUCAUACUGGAAAAAGAUUAUUUGUACGUGAAGAUAGUGGUCAUUCUGUUAAUAUAGUUGGUAUAACAGAAAUUGUUUUAAAAAAUUUAGAUAUUUUACGUUCUGUUAUUAAUGAUGGUCUUACAAGACGACAUCAUGGAAAAAGUGCAUUCAAUACAAAUUCAUCACGUUCACAUGCAAUUUUUCAAAUAAUAUUAAAAAAUACUUAUGAUCAAGCGGAAAAUUUUAAACUUGUUUUUAUUGAUUUAGCUGGUAGUGAACGUGCAACAGAUGCACAAAAUAAUCAACGACAAACACGUCGUGAAGGUGCACAAAUAAAUUCAUCAUUAUUAGCAUUAAAAGAAUGUAUUCGUUCAAUGGAUAUGACACAUUUUCAUGCACCAUUUCGACAAAGUAAAUUAACACAUAUAUUACGUGAUUCACUUGUUGGUACGAAAACUCGUACAUGUUUAAUGGCUAAUGUUUCACCACCUGAUGAUUGUUGUCAAUGUUCAUUAAAUACUCUUCAAUAUGCAUCACGUAUUCGUGAUAUUAGUAUUAGACAUCGACAUCGAUCAAUGCCAAUGACAAAUAUACAAAGAAAUUAUUUUCAUGAUGAUCAACAAGAUUAUUCAGAAAAAUUGAUAAUUAGAGAAGAACCACAAAGAAAUUUUGAACCAGCAACAGCAUCAACACCAGUUCAUCGACUUAUUUCAUCAGUUGAUCAUCAAACUUAUAUGGCAACAAAUCAAAUAGACUUCGAUACUCGUAAAAUGACAACAACAACAGAAUCACCAACUAUUGAUUGGCAAAUAGUAGAUGAUGAUAUACCGAUAAGUGGUAAUAGUGAUAAUCUACGAAUAAAAUCUGUUCUAUCAUCAACACGUGAAUUUCUUGUUAAUACAAAUCCUAACAAUCAAAAUCAAAGUAGCAGUUUUUAUUUAACACGUUAUGAACAACAACGAAAAAACAAACAUCAUCAAGAUGAAAGUCCAUCAAGUUAUUUUCCAUUACCACAAACUGAUAUUAAAAAAUCUUUACCAAUUCAAAUAAAUGAUAAUAAAACUACACAACAAUGGAAAACAGUUCCAGUACCUUCAAAUCUUCCAACACGACGUCUUUCGGAUUCAUCAAUUGAACCACCAAGUUCAACACGUAUAAUACCAAUAGCUCCGAUACAAAUGUCAGAUGAUAAUCAAUACAGUAGUACAACAGGUACAGAAAGUCUUGGAACUAAAAUAACUAAAUUUGCCACUGCAACUCAUCAUUAUAAAAAAACUACUAAACAGAAUGGUCCUGUUGAAAAUUUAAAUUUCAAUAAGCAAUCGGAUACAUAUACAACAACAACAAUAACAACAGAUACUGAUCAAGGUCUCUAUUCUGAUCGACAAGCAACACAUAGGGAUCAAACUGGAUUUUUCAGUAAUCGUGACGAUCCAUUAUAUUCAAAUGAUCUUAAACCCAAUAAUUUAACAACAAUAACUCAACGAACAUCACCAACAGCAACACCAAAAAAUACUUAUCAUAAAUCUGAUAUUAUAUCAACAUCAUCGAAAAAAUCAUUUUCAUCACCAAAUAAAACUCAUCAUCGAAAUCGUCAUAGAAAACCAUCCCCAACACCUUCAUCAUCAUCAUCAACAACAAUUAAUUUAACAAAUACAAAUAAUGAAAAGCCUCGAUAUUCAUCAUCAAAACGUCAUCAUCGAAUAGUUCCAUAUCAUAUUCAUCAUAGUUCUGAUUCUGAUGAUAUUCAACAUAAUAGAAAAACAUAUUCAACACGUAAUGAAGCUUGUCAAACAAUAAAUAAUAUUCAUAUUAUGAAAAAUGAACAAGAACAAACUGAUGAUCAAUUGUUACUUGAACAAUUUUCUGAUCAAACAUCAAAUAAUUUUAUGCAAACACCACUUGAUCAAAUAAAACAUCUUUAUGAUGAAAAAUUAUCAACAUCAACAUCAUUUAGUAAGUCAUUAUUACCUAUGACAAUUCUCUUCGACAAAUAUCCAAAUAGAAAUGGAAUUAUUCCAUUAAAUAAUCAUUCAAUAAAUUUUCGACGUAGACGAACUGAUUUAACACCUGUAAUUAAAUCAUAUCAACCAUAUGAUGAUAAUAUUUAUCUUCCAUCACCAAAAAAUUAUGGUAUACGUGUCACGGAUCAAUUAAAUACUUUACGUACAUUAUUAGAAAAACGACUUACGGAACAAGAUGAUAUGAAUUAUCAAACAAAAGAUUCAUCUAUAUUACAAUCAUCACCAAAAACAUUUACGAAAGAAUUUCUUCAAUCAUAUCAACAAUCAAUAUAUAAAAAUAAUUCAAAUGAACUUAUUAGUGAUCUUGAUGAUGAUGAUGAUGAUAAUAAUAAUAAUAAUGAUAAAAAUCAACAAAUAAAAAGAAAUUUUAAUUAUUAUGAUCAAACUAAAAAUAAAUAUCAAUCUGAUAUUUCAUCAACAUCAACAGCAUCAUUAAAUCAACACGAAUAUUUAUUAGAUAAUCGUCGGCAAUAUGAUUCAUCUCUUUCAGAUGAUAUUAAUCAAACUAAAAUUAAUGUAAAUUCAACGGUUUCAUCAUCAACAACAACAAUUACAUCAAAUUUUCCAAAUAAAAUUAAUACACAUGAAUCACAAGUAUUAUCACAUUCUAUUAAUGGAAUUAAUGCUGAUCAAUCUACUAAUAAAACUCAUCAUGCAUCUAUAAUUAAUAGUGAUGUCAUAGAAAAUAUUCGUAGUCCAACAAGUGAUACGAAACGUACAUCUGAAAUAAAUUCAACAUUACAAAAUCGAUAUAUUGGUACACCAUCUGGAGAUGAUUCAAGUACAAUUAGUUCACGUUGUCGUUCACCAGUUUUCAUAUCAUCAUUAAAUACAUUCGAAAUAACAAAUGAAUUUAAUAAUGGUCAUGAUCAUUUAAUAGAUAGUGGUAAAAGUAGUUCUCUUCUAGCAGGUACAUCAUUUGAUGCAUUAAUGAACAGUCUUAAAAAUAUGCGUGAAAAAGAUUUAGAUUUUAUUAUUCAUAAUAGCGAUGAUAGUUUAAUUCGUGUUACUGAUUAG
Molecule: messenger RNA, 3666 nt
Organism: Rotaria sp. Silwood2
Lineage: Eukaryota; Metazoa; Rotifera; Eurotatoria; Philodinida; Philodinidae
Source: the annotation of a GenBank genome assembly